This is a messenger RNA of Ceutorhynchus assimilis (cabbage seed weevil), 657 nucleotides long. The record is from the annotation of a GenBank genome assembly. Lineage: Eukaryota; Metazoa; Arthropoda; Insecta; Coleoptera; Curculionidae.
AUGGGAAAAACUACAAAAGUUGUUGUAUGUGGAAUGAAAGGAGUUGGAAAAACUGCAAUUUUGGAACAAGUAAUUUAUGGGAACAUAACUAGCCAAUCUGAGCUUCAUCCUACAAUCGAAGACAUCUACGUUGCCAACAUAGAAUCGGACAAAGGAGCUAGAGAAAAAGUACGUUUCUAUGACACCGCAGGCAUCGAAUAUUCCCAAACAGCUACAGCUAAUGGAACCACGGGCCAGCAGCUCCUAAGGCACUAUUUAGUAUUAGCUGACGGAUACGUUUUAGUCUAUGAUACCGAUAAAAUUAAUUCAGUAGAUGUACUAAUGUCUAUUAAAAAAGAUGUCGAUAAAAAUAAGGACAAAAAAGAGGUCACUAUAAUAGUUAUAGGCAAUAAGACAAAAGAAACUGACAGCGCUGAGAGCCAAUCGGUUAUCAAUAAAGCAACCGAUUGGUGUAAUAGGGAAAAAUUGAGGCAUUUUACAGCUUCGGCAAUGCAAAGGUCCAGCCUUUACGAACCAUUUGUCUAUAUUACAAGCAAGUUAAAUCCACCUCCUAGUAAAAGUACUUUCACUCCUCUAUCCAUGGGAAGAAAAGUGGAACAAUGGGAUCUAGUAGGUAAUAAUAAUCAUUUCAGUAAUAAUUUGUACGUGAGCAGCUAA